Molecule: messenger RNA, 1834 nt
Organism: Octodon degus (degu)
Lineage: Eukaryota; Metazoa; Chordata; Mammalia; Rodentia; Octodontidae
Gene: Mdh1b
Product: malate dehydrogenase 1B
Exons: 12
Coding region: 50-1588 (512 amino acids)
Biological process (GO): tricarboxylic acid cycle; malate metabolic process; oxaloacetate metabolic process
Molecular function (GO): L-malate dehydrogenase (NAD+) activity
Source: RefSeq, a predicted model, not a curated record
GCUGGGAAACCGCGACGCUGUAGUCCCUACCCGUGCAACGCGCUUGAUCAUGGCCAAAUUCGUGAUUGCGGGUAAAGCAGACUGUCCAUAUUAUGCUAAAGCAGAGCUCCUGGCAGACUAUUUACAAAAGAAUCUACCUGAUUUUCAGAUAUUUAAAAUUACACAACAUCCUGAUGUUUGGGAGGAGUGGCUGAGAGAUGUGUGUGAGAAAAAUAAGUGGAGUCACCAAAAGUCCCCCAUCAUCUGGAGAGAGCUGCUGGACCGUGGAGGAAAGGGCUCACUCUUGGGCGGAUACAAUGAGUUCCUGGAGCAUGCGCAGCUGUACUAUGGUGUCACCUCUAGCAUGAGCACCGAGAUGAUGAUGGUCAUUGCUCAAGAGAACCUGGAGGUGCAUAGAGAAAGAGCACAGAGGAAAGAAUCCGUGGAAGAUCUCGUCAGCCCCUUACGAGUCUGGAUUACCAGCGCGUCCACUCUCACCAGCUGCAGUUUGAUUCCCUUCCUGCUAAGCGGAGACGUGUUUGGGAGACACACCGUGAUGAGCCUGACCCUGUUCAACCAGCAGCAGGCAGAAGAGAAUCUCCAGAGCCUGGCGAUGGAGGUGGAGGACCUGGCCUCGCCGCUGCUACGCAGCGUGGCCGUCUGCACCCGCAUGGAGGAGGCCUUCCUCCAGGCGCACGUGGUCAUCCUGCUGGACGACAGCACUGUGCAGGAGGUGCACAGCCUGGAAGACUGCCUGCGGCAGAGGGCGUCCCUGUACCAGCUCUACGGGCAGCUGCUGGAGAAGAACGCGCAUGACUCGGUGCGAGUGAUCGUGGGGGGAAAGACUUUCGUGAACCUGAGGACGGUGCUGCUGAAGAGGUUUGCUCCGAGCAUCGCGCACAACAUCAUCGCUGUGGCCCUCGCGGUGGAGGGAGAAGCCAAAGCCCUCUUAGCCAGAAAAUUGAAAACUGCUUCCUCCUGCAUCAAGAAUGUGAUUAUUUGGGGUAACAUCACUGGAAAUCACUACAUUGAUCUGAGGAAGGCAAGAGUUUACAAACAGGAGAGUGCCAUUUGGGGACCUCCUCAAUUUUCUCGUCCUAUUUUAGACUUGAUUUUCGAUAGUGAGUGGCUGAAAACUGAAUUUGUGGAAAGUGUUCAAACUUUAACCACCACAGGAAAACAUUUUGGCAGCAUAUUGGCUGCACACAGCAUCGGUACGACGCUUCAGUAUUGGUGCCAAGGUUCCCCACCUGGGGAGAUCGUGUCCUUAGGAGUGUUGAGUGAAGGCCAGUUUGGUAUUCCUGAAGGGAUUGUUUUCUCUAUGCCUGUGAAAUUUGAAAAUGGAACUUGGGUAGUUCUUACAGAUCUCAAAGAUACUGAAAUAAGUAAAGAAAUGAUGAUGGAAAUGACGAGUGAUCUAAUUCAGGAAAAACUUGUUGCACUUGGAGAGCUGCUGACUUUUCAGCCACACAAAUCAGAAAAUGAAGUACAAAAAAGAGAUGAAAACAUUUCAUCUAUCACUGAAGACCAGGAAGAACGCAAGCUUUCAAAUGAGCAUAAAGAUAGCAUACUUAUCAACUUAGAUGAAGUUAAUCAUACAAGACCCUGAAAGCAAAACUGCAAGACAUUGCCAGACGCAGUUAGAUCAGACGUAAAGUAAUUUGGCUUUGUAAUAAAUGCAGAAAGAUCUACAAAUGAUCGCAUUUAGAGAAGAUUAACUUUGAAGGUUUAUUGCAGCCUCGGAUAGUAUGCUAAGCAAUUAAAUAUUUUUGUGACAGCACUAAAAGUCAGAGUUCAAUUAUUUUGUGUCACCUAUGUUCACUCCUGUGUUUCUUACAUUAUUUUCUCAGAAAUA